Messenger RNA from Cherax quadricarinatus, 2684 nucleotides. Its product is annotated as roundabout homolog 3-like. Gene Ontology annotation, cellular component: axon; neuronal cell body; plasma membrane. The record is from RefSeq and is a predicted model, not a curated record. Lineage: Eukaryota; Metazoa; Arthropoda; Malacostraca; Decapoda; Parastacidae. Gene Ontology annotation, biological process: homophilic cell-cell adhesion; synapse organization. Gene Ontology annotation, molecular function: protein binding; axon guidance receptor activity.
AUUACUAGUCAACAGUGACUAUCCCUAGUCGCCAGUGACUAUUACUAGUCACCAGUGACUAUCCCUAGUCACCAGUGACUCUCCCUAGUCACCAGUAACUAUUCCUAGUCACCAGUGACUAUUCCUAGUCACCAGUGACUAUUACUAGUCACCCAGGUACCUACUUACUAUCAGGUGAACAGUGACAUCAACGUCAGCAGGUCCUGACAUCAACGUCAGCAGGUCCUGACAUCAACGUCAACAGGUCCUGACAACGUCAGCAGAUCCUGACGUCAGCGUCAACAGGUCCUGACAUCAACGCCAACAGGUCCUGACAUCAACAGGUUCUGACAUCAACGUCAGCAGGUCCUGACAUCAACGUCAACAGGUCCUGGCAUCAGCGUCAACAGGUCCUGACAUCAACGUCAGCAGGUCUUGACAUCAACGCCAACAGGUCCUGACAUCAACGCCAACAGGUCCUGACAUCAACGCCAACAGGUCCUGACAUCAACGUCAGCAGGUCCUGACAUCAACGUCAACAGGUCCUGACAUCAGCAUCAACAGGUCCUGACAUCAACGACAACAGGUCCUGACAUCAACAGGUCCUGACAUCAGCGUCAACAGGUCCUGACAUCAACGUCAACAGGUCCUGACAUCAACGUCAACAGGUCCUGACAUCAGCGUCAACAGGUCCUGACAUCAGCAUCAACAGGUCCUGACAUCAACGACAACAGGUCCUGACAUCAACAGGUCCUGACAUCAACGUCAGCAGGUCCUGACAUCAACGUCAGCAGGGAACAUGGGUUUCUGCUAUUUCCUGCUGACUCUGAUGCUGACACCUCAAGGACUAUCCAGUGGUUACCUGGACGACUGGAAGGACUAUGACUAUCCUAACUACAACUAUCUGGGUGAAGGGACCGAUCCCCCUAGUUUCGUGACACAUCCUCAGUCUUUCACUGUGGAAGUCGGGCAGAGUGUUGUCAUCCCCUGUGUUGUGGAUAAACCAGAGAGCAAGAAUAAGAUAAUUAUUAAGAAAGUGCCAGCUAAUGGUGCCAGUGAGAAGCUACUGUCGGUUGGCCGUGAGAAAGUGACUCCAGACGCCAGGGUGACAGUAGACGGCUCUGGAGUGACUAUCACCCACGUCCUGCCUCGAGAUGCUGGCACUUUUCUCUGCCAGAUCGACCUCGAACCGCCACUUCUCCUGCGACACAGCCUGGAGGUGCAGUACGCGGCCGCGGUUCGAGCCCUGGUCCCCCCUGAGCAAAGGGUUGUUAGGGGGGGUAGGGUAGUUCUGGAGUGUGCUGCAAGGGGGAAUCCUGUCCCUAGUAUCCGAUGGUCGCGUCAGGAUGGUACACUACCCUCUGGGCAAUACUAUCACCAGGGUCACAGACUGGUGUUGGAGGCCGUGGAGAGGCACAUGGACGGCACUUAUCUCUGCACUGCUGACAAUGGUGUAGGUGAACCAGCGUCAGCAGCUGUCACCAUCACUGUCGAAUAUCCUCCAGAAGUCACUACCGAACGUGCGAUUGUUCGGACGGGAGAAGGAGACAACGUGGAGCUUGUGUGUGUGGUACAUGGUCUUCCUCCUCCAGAGGUAUCUUGGAGCAGGGACGGCCAUCCCCUGCCAGAUACAAUGAUGGACACCCGGCUGCAUUUCCCAUACGACCACCAGCAACAACAGGAGCAACAGUAUCAGCAACAACAGAAGCAACAGCACUUGACGGGUGAAGAACCACAAUUCCAACAGACAGAACACUACCACAACUACUACCACCACUACCAGUACCACCAGCAGUAUAACCAGUACCCUCUGCCGCCCCCUGGGGCCGUCCACACCGCCCACGGCAGCCAAACUUACUCCCACAGACACACACUCACGAUCUCCCACGUUACAGAGAAGGAUUUCGGAGCGUACGUCUGUAUAGCAGAGAACGUUCAUGGCCAGAAGAACGCCGUCAUUCAGAUGACAGGUCUCCCUAAGCCACCUCAGGUGAACAGUUCACCUAACGAAGGUGACAGCAGUAGGUACUCACUCACCUGGGAAACCGAGAGCUACUACCCACUCACAGAGUACUUAAUUAGGUACCGCAAGACUCACCUGGGUACCUAUCACAGUGACCAGUCAGUGAUAUUUGGAGGGUCGUGGCAGAAUGUGUCACGACCAGUCGAUGAUGACGACGUGGGUCAUCAGGGGUCAAGGUUAUUGCUGACCCACACCUUGCAACACCUGCAGGUUGCUACUGACUAUGUUGCAGUUGUCAGGGUCAGGAACAAGUACGGAUGGUCGGCGGAGUCGGACACUAUCUACUUCUCCACUAAGAAAGAAAUGCGUGUGUUAGAGUCAACCAGUGAAGGAACACAGCUGUAUCUGACACCUGUCGUGUGUCUCCUGGCAGCAGCUGUCUGCCUAACUGUUGUAUGAUGAGAGGACAUCGUCCCUGCUAUCUUCUCAUUGCUAUCUCUGUGUUGAUGGCUAUGAUACACCAAGAUAUCAUUCCUGUUAUUUAAACACCACCAUGUCCACCUUUUGGAGAUAUUUUACACUAUUUUGUAUAAUGAAUUACAUCCCAGGACCCCUUCUCACCCUCCUAGCAGGGGCUCCCUCACACCCUCUUAACAAGGACCCUCUCUCACCCUCUUAGCAAGGGUCCUCUCUCCCCCUCCUAGCAAGGGCCCUCUCUCCCCCUUCUAGCAAGGGCCCUCUC